AUGGAGCAGACUGGGGGAAGCCUCUUCUUCAAGAGGCGCCGCAGCGGCUCCCCCAAGACUGUAAAGCUGAGGAAGAGAAAAUCUGUACUUUACAGCAAUCCCCCGGAAGGACGCGCUGGGAACCGCUCUGGUGAGGGAAGGAGCAAGGCGAUAAGCGAAUCCAGGUUGGCGGGAGAAAACUAUUUUGCAUUCAGUAUUAUUUGUCAUUUUGUCCUUAAUAUUACUAAUUAUGGUUAUUUGACCUGGGAAUGGGCCGAAGGUUUGAGGGGGUACUCUUACCCCUUAAUCUUUGCAAGCAUGUAUAAGGUUCUGUAUGUCUUCGCAAAGGAUAGUGUCCAGUUACUGAUUUGGGUUCCUAGACUUGCCCAAGCACUUUUGUCUGCUGUAGCAGAUGUGAAGCUUUACUCAUUGGUGAAGCAACUAGAAAACAAAGAAAUGGCAAAAUGGGUGUUCUUUUGCCAGUUGUGCUCUUGGUUUACUUGGUAUUGCUGUACCAGAACUCUCACAAACACCAUGGAAACUGUUCUCACCAUCUUUGCUCUUUUCUACUACCCACUGGAAGGUUCUAAGUUUGUGAACAGUUUUAUGUACUCAUCCCUGGUAGCACUUGCCUUCAUCAUUCGACCAACGGCUGUCAUUCCAUGGAUACCUUUGCUCUUUAGACAUUUCUGGCAAGAGCAGAAAAAACUUGAUCUUGUUCUACAGCACUUUUUACCUGUGGGGCUAGUCACUUUGGGUUUUUCUUUGAUAAUUGAUCGUAUCUUUUUUGGUCAGUGGACCUUUGUUCAACUUAAUUUUUUGAAGUUUAAUGUACUAAAGAACUUGGGCACAUUUUAUGGAUCUCAUCCAUGGCACUGGUAUAUCUGUCAAGGAUUCCCAGUUAUUUUAGGCCCUCAUCUACCCUUCUUUAUUCAUGGAUGCUUCCUAACUCCAAGGAGAUAUCGGAUACUUUUAGUGGCUAUAAUAUGGACAGUUCUGGUUUAUAGCAUGUUGAGCCACAAAGAAUUCAGGUUUAUCUAUCCAAUUUUACCAUUUUGUAUGGUAUUCUGUGGACACUCUUUAAACCACUUGAAAACCUGGAAGAAACCAGCACUAAGUUUCCUGUUUUUAUCAAAUGUGACUCUAGCACUCUACACUGGUUUGAUUCAUCAACGUGGUUCUCUUGAUGUUAUGACUCAUAUUCAAGGACUCUGUGACAAUAAUUCUUCAGCCUCCAUCUUUGUAAUGAUGCCUUGCCACUCUACUCCUCAUUACAGCCAUGUACACUGUCCACUUCCAAUAAGAUUUCUUCAGUGUCCCCCAGACUUGAAUGGAAAUGAGAAUUAUCUUGAUGAAGCAGAUAAAUUUUACUUCAGUCCAUUAAGCUGGCUAAAUCAAGAGUUUUCCAGUGAUAUAUUGUUGCCCACCCACCUAGUCAUCUUCAGCGUUUUAGAAGAGGAAAUAAAGACCUUUCUAAUCACAAAUGGUUACAAGAGAAUUGCUGUUAUCUUCCACACUCACUUGCCUGAAGGCCGAAUUGGAAGCCAUAUAUAUCUUUAUGAAAGGAAGUAAAAAUUAAGUCAUCUAAAGAUGAGAUUUCAAACUGCAUUAUGUCUUUCUUGGAGAAACUGUAUUUACUUGUGAAGACAUCAAAACUUCUGGAUUUUUUUUCAAAAUGGACACGUUUUAUGGAAUAGCGAAUAACAACUUCUAUAAACCACUUACCAAGUGACAGACAUUUUCUUAGAACAAUAGUAAAAUCACAUACUUAACAAUGCUACAUUGUCAAUAAAGACCUUUUUCCCCA
Monodelphis domestica (gray short-tailed opossum) is the source of this 1786-nucleotide messenger RNA. NCBI's taxonomy places the organism in Eukaryota, Metazoa, Chordata, Mammalia, Didelphimorphia, Didelphidae. The record is from RefSeq and is a predicted model, not a curated record.